Messenger RNA from Saccostrea cuccullata (small rock oyster), 1726 nucleotides. Its product is annotated as dihydropteridine reductase-like. Lineage: Eukaryota; Metazoa; Mollusca; Bivalvia; Ostreida; Ostreidae. Gene Ontology annotation, molecular function: 6,7-dihydropteridine reductase activity; NADH binding; NADPH binding. The record is from RefSeq and is a predicted model, not a curated record. Gene Ontology annotation, biological process: tetrahydrobiopterin biosynthetic process; L-phenylalanine catabolic process. The coding region runs from base 64 to 777 and encodes 237 amino acids. Gene Ontology annotation, cellular component: cytoplasm. The transcript is spliced from 6 exons.
UCUUGAUUCAACAUUGAUUUCAUUGAAAUCGACCUGCCAGAUAAGUCACGCUUGAGAAACAUCAUGUCUUGUGCCGGUAGAAUUUUAAUUUACGGUGGUAAAGGUGCUUUAGGCUCAACUUGCGUUAGCACAUUCAAGGCUCAAAACUAUUGGGUUGGUUCCAUUGAUUUGAUGCCAAAUGAACAAGCUGAUGCCAAUGUUGUUGUAAAACCAAGUGAAUCAUGGUUAAGCCAGGAGGAGGAAGUCCUUAAAGGGGUAGAAAGCAUAAUUGGAGGCGAGAAACUAGACGCAGUUCUGUGUGUGGCUGGGGGGUGGGCAGGAGGAAAUGCAGCCUCCAAAGAUUUUAUUAAGAAUGCUGACAUGAUGUGGAAACAGAGUGUGUGGACCAGUUCAAUUGCUGCAGCAUUGGCAGCUAAACACCUCAAAGAAGGAGGGCUGAUCACACUUCCAGGGGCAGCUCCCUGUGUCAAAGGCACCUCAGGCAUGAUGGGAUAUGGGAUGGCUAAAGCUGCAGUCCACCAGUUAGUGAAAAGUCUGGCCUCCAAAGGCAGUGGCCUACCCGCUGAUUCCGCAGCACUUGCCAUAUUGCCGGUCACACUCGAUACCCCCAUGAAUAGGAAGUUCAUGUCUGAGGCUGACUUUUCUACUUGGACUCCAUUAGCAUUUGUAGCAGAGUUGUUUAUUAAAUGGACCUCUGACAGCUCCUCCCGUCCUGAGAAUGGCAGUCUAGUCAAACUGGUCACCAAAGAGGGUAACACAGAACUCCAGCAGGUGUAACAACACAGUGCCUUACUCCGGGGACAGGUGUGCCUUACCCUGACAACAGGCUGUACUUGGUAGAGGGCUAAGGGCUGGAACUAUAUUCAAUCCAUAGUGCUGCAUAACCAUUUGUUGUUCAUGUGACAGUAUUUGUAAGUCCAUUGUCUCAGUGUAUGCAUUUUAAUACACAUUAGGUUUUACUUUAAUAUGUUGUUAAGCUAUAUCAGAGAUUUGUAAAAAUACUCUGAAAAUAUAUUUGGAAUACUUUUUUGUUCAUCAUGUUGAUGUUCCUUCCAAAACAAAAAGAAAUAGUCAAUGAUUUUGUACAGUAUUAACUUUUUUCUAUUGUGGAUUUUUAAAACAUUUUGAUAUUCACUCAUAGAAUUCAUUCAUUGGCAGCAUUUGAAGCACACAUGAACAAAUGUUUUAAGGGUUUUUUUUCAUCGCAAGUUGAUCCUUUGUGGGAUUUGAUGUGUACGUGGUGAUAUUUAAUUUUAAAAGUUUUUUUUUCAUGCAGGAAAAAACCAAUGUAAAAAUAAUUUUUUGUUUGAAAUUUACCAGUAACGUGAGGAACUUUUUUAAUAACCUAUAAUUCUUUUGCAGUAUAGACUUUGAAAUGAAUGGUCGGAAUAUUACUUUUUAAAAUAGUGUUUUCCAUCACUUUAGGUACUUAGAUUUAUUAAAAUUAAAUUUAAUAUAUAUAAAACAGAAGAUAGCGGUAUAAUAUUUUGAAAACUUAUUGUUAAUUUUGGAUUUAAAUGCAGCUUACUUGGAACCACUUACUUGGUUAUAAUAUUUUACAUGUGUGCCAAGUUUUUUUUUUUUUUUUUUUUUAAUACAUGUAUAUUUUUCAGAGCAUAAUUCAAACUGCUGACAUUCCAUUUUUGUGAUUGUAUAAUCAUGUACUCUGUGUAUGUCUGUAUUAAUAUGGUGAAAAUUAUGAGUAAAUUUUCCAUAUCAUCUUAAA